This is a messenger RNA of Miscanthus lutarioriparius, 687 nucleotides long. The record is from the annotation of a GenBank genome assembly. NCBI's taxonomy places the organism in Eukaryota, Viridiplantae, Streptophyta, Magnoliopsida, Poales, Poaceae.
AUGGAUCCGGACUCGGUGAAGUCGACGCUCUCUAACCUUGCCUUCGGCAACGUCAUCGCCGCCGCCGCCCGCGACCUCCAGAAGGAAAUGGUGGCUAAAGACAAAGCUCAAGCAGCACCUGCAAGCCAUGAUGAAGUUGAUCUUGAUGAGUUGAUGGAUGACCCAGAACUUGAGAAGUUGCACGCGGAGAGAAUUGCUGCCCUUAAGAAAGAGGCUGAGAAGCGUGAAGUGCUAAAAAGUCAAGGUCACGGUGAAUACAGGGAGAUAACUGAAGGGGACUUCCUUGGGGAGGUUACUGGCAGUGAAAAAGUCAUAUGCCAUUUCUAUCACCGUGAAUUUUACCGUUGCAAGAUCAUGGAUAAACAUUUGAAGGCCCUUGCCCCAAUCUAUGUGGGAACAAAAUUUGUCAAGCUUGAUGCUGAAAAUGCUCCAUUCUUUGUGGCCAAACUGGCAAUCAAAACAUUGCCAUGUGUAAUAUUGUUCAAGAAGGGUAUUGCUGUUGACCGGUUAGUUGGGUUUCAAGAUCUCAGAAGCAAAGACGAUUUUUCAACAAGAGCAUUGGAAAAUAUUCUAAAGAUGAAAGGGAUAAUUGAUGAGAAGAAGAAAGAUGAUGAUGAUGAUGAAGAAAGUGAGUCUAAGAAUAGGAGGGUUAGAUCUUCAACUGCUCAAGAUUCUGACUCAGACUGA